GCAGCCCUGUCCUGACCGCCACAGUGAGCAGUCCCUACAUCCAAGAAAAUAUCGCACCACACCGCCGGCCGGCAACUCCCAAGAACAGCGGCGAGCAUCUCGCCUCGGCUGGCCAUGGCUGCCGCUCCUGUGUCGGUCCCCCGCAUGAAGCUGGGCUCGCAGGGGCUGGAGGUCUCCGCGCAGGGCCUCGGCUGCAUGGGCAUGUCCGCCUUCUACGGCCCGCCCAAGCCCGAGUCGGACAUGAUCGCGCUCAUCCGCCACGCCGUCGCCGCCGGCGUCACCUUCCUCGACACCUCCGACAUAUACGGCCCGCACACCAACGAGAUCCUCCUCGGCAAGGCGCUGCAAGGCGGGGUGAGGGAGAAGGUGGAUCUGGCCACAAAGUUCGGCAUCUCGUUUGCUGACGGCAAACAGGAAAUCCGCGGCGACCCGGCGUACGUGCGGGCCGCGUGCGAGGGCAGCCUCAAGCGGCUCGGCGUUGACUGCGUCGACCUAUACUACCAGCACCGCAUCGACAAGAGGGUGCCCAUUGAGGUUACGAUUAGUGAACUCAAGAAGCUGGUUGAAGAAGGAAAGAUAAAGUACAUCGGAUUAUCUGAAGCAUCUGCAUCAACAAUCAGAAGAGCUCAUGCAGUCCAUCCUAUAACUGCAGUUCAGCUCGAGUGGUCAUUAUGGUCCAGAGAUGUGGAAGAAGAUAUAAUUCCUACUUGCAGAGAACUUGGAAUUGGAAUUGUGGCUUACAGUCCACUAGGAAGAGGGUUCUUCUCCAGUGGGCCAAAACUUGUUGAUUCACUAUCAGAGCAGGACUUCCGCAAGAAUAUCCCUAGAUUUCAACCAGAGAAUCUUAACAAGAAUGCCCAGAUAUUUGAGCGUGUUAACGCAAUGGCAACAAGAAAAGGAUGCACACCAUCACAACUUGCAUUGGCUUGGGUUCACCAUCAGGGAAACGACGUUUGCCCCAUACCUGGCACAACAAAAAUUGAGAAUUUCAACCAGAAUGUGGGAGCACUGUCUGUGAAGCUCACACCAGAUGAGAUGACCGAACUAGAGUCGUACGCUGCUGCAGGUGACGUCCAGGGAGACAGAUAUCCUCAAAUGUUCAGCACCUGGAAGGAUUCUGAGACCCCUCCAUUGUCGUCUUGGAAAUCCGAAUUGUUGGACAGCAGAAGACGCUGAGGUCUACGCUGCAAGAGCGUCCAUGAGAUGUGCUCGUGUUGUUGGAAAUGACAAUGUGUGUUAGUGUGAAUUAUAUUCCUCGUUGCUUCUGUGUGCGCUUAAAAGUUAAAACCACAGGUGCGAUCAAUAAGCUUGUGCACUGUAUGAUGAGUACUCAGCAUAGUAGUAAAUAAAGUUUUCAAAUAUACGAAAGUGUGAGAGUAAGACAUUAUUUGGCUGAAACUGGGUAACGAUCUUGUAUACUUUAUUUUAAACAUUUUGUAAAAUUUGGGUGUCAAUGGCACCGAAUGUGCUUGGGGGCCCUUGGAGAAAAUUCUAAUGCGGGCACAGUAUACCCCAAGAAACGAAAAGCUCUUACCUUCC
This is a messenger RNA of Phragmites australis (common reed), 1539 nucleotides long. Its product is annotated as probable aldo-keto reductase 2. Gene Ontology annotation, cellular component: cytoplasm. The record is from RefSeq and is a predicted model, not a curated record. The transcript is spliced from 5 exons. The coding region runs from base 115 to 1176 and encodes 353 amino acids. NCBI's taxonomy places the organism in Eukaryota, Viridiplantae, Streptophyta, Magnoliopsida, Poales, Poaceae.